Orussus abietinus is the source of this 3064-nucleotide messenger RNA. RefSeq names its product bromodomain-containing protein 7 (gene Brd7-9). The transcript has 5 exons. Gene Ontology annotation, cellular component: nucleus. Gene Ontology annotation, biological process: regulation of transcription by RNA polymerase II. Lineage: Eukaryota; Metazoa; Arthropoda; Insecta; Hymenoptera; Orussidae. The coding region runs from base 123 to 2918 and encodes 931 amino acids. The record is from RefSeq and is a predicted model, not a curated record.
UUGCUCACGGACAGGAUCGCGUUCUGUGCUGCCUCCCGGUGGAGGAUGAGGACGACUACCGCACUUGACACCAGGUCUUGGUCUAUCGCGCAAUCAUUUGCGCAGCCAUCGUAAAAAGGUUAAUGUCCGAUCACUCCGCGAGUUGGUCAUCUAGUACAUUCGUUAUUCCAUGGCACGAGUCAGGGCACCUGGGGCGGCUGGUGUGCGGUGCAAUUGUUACAGACAGUUACAGGUCACUUGUACAAAGUUUCCUGUUUUUUUUCGUACGAUCCUCGUACGCGAAGCUCGUCAAGCUGUGGCCACAACCGCAAACCAUGGGGUCAAAAAAGCACAAAAAACACAAACGGGAAAGGAUCGAAGAAUACGAACGAUACCCGACGGCGACGAUUGGGGAGAAGCCGCCGAGCCUGAAGCUGAUCCUGAAGGUCGGCAACUGUGGCACGCCUGAGUCUCCCGGUUACGAGUCACCUAAUCCCACCACUACGGCGUCGACGACGACGUCGACGACGGGGGCGACGCUCUUGACCGACCAUCCCGCAGCAACGCUGGCCGCCGCGAUGCCGAACGCGGGGGCAGCGGCCAUGCUGUCCCACCGCUAUCAAGGUAUGGAGUACUCCCUCGCCCCCACGGAAUCCGAGUACGACCGCUACAUGGGCCACAAGAAGCUGAAGAAGAAGAAGAAGAAGAAGGACAAGCGACACAAGCAUCACAAGGAGAAGAAGCGACGCCGGGAGGAGUCGAGCCAGGAGUCGGUAGGUGACGCAGCAGAUGCAGAAGACGGCGUCGUGCCGACCACGCCUGCGCCGGUUUCGGGGCCAACCCCGAUCCCAAUGGUAGCGACGGUGACGACGCCGGUGGUGCCAGAGACGGCCAAGAAGCAGCCACCCCUGGAGGCCGCAGCAGCGGGUCCGGGUAGCGGUCUCUCGCCGCACCGCGAGCCUCGCACCUGCGUCCUCAGGAAGAUCGCCGAGCGCACCCCUCUCCAGAGGUUGCUGGAGCACCUGCUGAGGUCUCUGGAGAAGCGCGACCCCCAACAAUUCUUCGCCUGGCCCGUGACCGACAACAUCGCUCCCGGGUACUCGCAGAUCAUCGCCAACCCGAUGGACUUCAGCACGAUCAAGCAGAAGAUCGACGAGAACGCGUACCGCAACCUGACCGAGUUCGUUGAUGACUUUAAACUGAUGUGCGACAACGCGACGACCUACAACCAUCCGGACACGAUCUACUUCAAGGCGGCGAAGAAGCUGCUACACGUGGGCCUGAAGAUGAUCACCCCGGAGAAGCUGGCCCAGCUCAGGCCGGUCUUGACGUAUAUGCGCGACAUCUCGAGAGACGAGCUAGGCUUCGACCUUGGCCUCGAGGACCCUGAGAACUUAGACGGACCCAUCCUAACCGAGGAGCAGAUCGAGAAGGAACGGGAAAGAGAGGAACGCCACGAGGAAGAGGCUGAAGAGCUGCGCAAGGAGAACCGCAGGAAGAUACGUUUAGCUGGUCUUGGAAAAUUUGAGGCCAUCCCUGACGACAUGACCCCUGAAGAGAUCCUGAGCCAGGCAAGGGGCGCCGCCAAGACGGCCGCGGAUAAAUUAACCCUAAAGAGGCUGGAUUCCAAGAUGGGAUUCUUGCGCCAGAAGAAGGACGGCACCACCAGUCUGCAGAUUAUCGUUCCAGGUGACGGGGUCAUCCCGGGGACCAACCAGAGGCCCGUGUCCUUGGGACAGCUCAUCGGCAAGCUGAACCACGGGACCGGGGCUUUGGCAGGGUUCCGGGAGGACCGGCGCAACAUGUCCAAACCGGUGAAGCCGCUUUAUUACGGCGCCUUCGGAUCCUACGCUCCCAGCUACGACUCGACCUUCGCCAAUCUCACCAAGGACGAGACCGACCUCGUUUACCAAACCUACGGCGACGAGACCGCCGUCCAGUACGCCGAGUCCAUCCUCGACUUCGCCAAGGACUGCGACUACACCCUGACCAUGGUCGACGACCUCCUGGACAUCCUCACCGGCGGGGACCACCGCAAGACGAAGAAGCUUCUUGAGGAGAAGAGGCGCCUCCGUGAGGAGGAGGAGAAGAUCGAACACCUGCUGGAGAAGCCCCCCAGGGAUGCCGAUCGCAACCAGAAGCUCGACAAAGUCAAGGUUGACGUGGACCAGCUGAAGACCCUGUCGGAGUUUGGGAUCGACGUCAACUUCUUGGACAAUAUCGAGGAGGAACUCAAGCUGAGCGAAGAGCGGUUAGCUUUGCAGAACAGGCUGGACGACACCUCGCAGAUGUUGGGUCGCCUCCGAAGAGCGCAACAUGACCGGUUGUCUGCCCCGCCUCCGGCGCAUCUCUCGAACGUACCGAAGCCCCAGGAGUCCGAGAUGAUGCUGGCGGAGAAGAUUACCGAGAGUCUUGCGGAUAUCGCGAAGAAGUUGCCACCCUCGGCUAUCGCACCCAUCGAUGGACUCAGGCGCGCCAUGGGCAUCGCCACGGUCGGCGCCCAGGAACCGAUGGACGUCGACCCGGUUCCAUCCACCGAUGGCUCGGCGUUGACUCCUAGAACGGAUAGGGUGACGCAAAACUUGAUGACGACUCAGAGUCCACCGUCCGUUCGAGGGGCCGACCUGUUGGCGACUGCUGGAGCGCCUGGAUCAUCUGUGGCUGCUGGACCCCAGGGUCAGCAGCAGAUCGGUAUGGCUGCUCCCGGCCAACAGUCCGUCAGCAUGCAAAUGGGCUUGGGACACGAUCAGAGCAAUCCUCUUCUUGGACCAGAGGCCACCUCCGUUGCCGUUCCUGUUGUGGUUUCGGUACCGGUCCCUGUUCCCGUGGUACCCGACCUGGAGUCAGAACUUCGCGAAUUCCUCGAGAGCGAUCCCACUCUGGGCCACUCGCCUCUCCACGACGACAAGACGCUCGAAGACAUUUUGUCCGAGUCUUAGCUGUAAACCCACUAGGUCGAGCUUUAUUUAUGUGUAUACAUCGUCGCGGUUACGAGAGGCUGUACAUACUUAUUACGAUCUGUUGAUAUGAUAAGCUUAAAGAGUUCGAGGAAUACCAAUAAAAAUCGUGUCGUCUUUUGCAUUUA